Molecule: messenger RNA, 952 nt
Organism: Lotus japonicus
Lineage: Eukaryota; Viridiplantae; Streptophyta; Magnoliopsida; Fabales; Fabaceae
Product: prefoldin subunit 3
Exons: 6
Coding region: 37-615 (192 amino acids)
Biological process (GO): protein folding; microtubule-based process; tubulin complex assembly
Cellular component (GO): cytoplasm; prefoldin complex
Molecular function (GO): tubulin binding
Source: RefSeq, a predicted model, not a curated record
GUGUCGUGGUGGUCGAUCACAUUCACAGCAACAACAAUGGCUGCUUCUUCGUCGUCUUCAUCAGGUUCAGCGGUGACGGAGCGAAGAGGAAUACCAGCUGCUCAGUUCGUCGAGGAUGUCCAGACUUACCUCACACAGUUAGGCCUCGAUGUUAAUUCCACCCUCGCUUUUCUCCAAGAGAGACUUCAGCAAUACAGGUUGGUUGAAAUGAAGCUUCUUGCGCAGCAAAGGGAUCUUCAGGCAAAGAUACCAGACAUUGAGAAGUGCUUAGAUGUUGUUGGUACGUUGCAGGCUAAGAAGGGUACUGGCGAGGAACUUAUUACUGAUUUUGAAGUGUCAGAAGGGAUAUAUUCACGAGCUCGCAUAGAUGAAACCGAUUCCGUGUGUUUAUGGCUGGGAGCCAAUGUUAUGUUGGAAUAUUCAUUAGAAGAGGCUACUAGUCUUCUACAUAAGAACCUGGAUAAUGCUAAAGCCAGUUUAGAAGUCCUUGUUGCCGAUCUACUGUUCUUGAGGGACCAGGUGACAAUUACCCAGGUCACGAUUGCCCGCGUGUAUAACUGGGAUGUUCAUAACCGAAGACUUCAACAAGUUGCUUCUACGACUGCUCAAGACUAGUAUAAUAGAUAAUUUGUUCACGCCUGGAUCUGAAGUUGGGCACUUGUACCUUUUCAAUUUAAAGUAUGAUUCUAAUCUCUCGCCAGUUUCUAAUUUAGAUGAGUUGUGGGUUGCUUCCUGCCUCUAGUUCCGGUUUCUCAACAGUAGAUCCUACGAGAGGAGCUAUUUUUUUAUAUAUACAUUUUGGUUGAUUUGUUAGUCUCUGGAUUAUUUGUAAAAUGCCCAUAUAUUAGGUUGAGAUGGGAAAAGUUUUGUUUGGUGUGGUCAUAUGGAUAUAUUCUACUAUGGGAUUUGGUGUUCCUUGUUUAAUUUAUAUAGCUGAUGCUAAUGUUACUCA